Messenger RNA from Pyrenophora tritici-repentis Pt-1C-BFP, 1521 nucleotides. RefSeq lists its product as uncharacterized. Gene Ontology annotation, molecular function: protein binding. The record is from RefSeq and is a predicted model, not a curated record. NCBI's taxonomy places the organism in Eukaryota, Fungi, Ascomycota, Dothideomycetes, Pleosporales, Pleosporaceae.
AUGUCGCUCCUUGCGCUCUCAACCGAGAUGGAUAUGAGAAUCAUCGGAUAUCUCGACAAGAUCAGUUUAAUCCGUAUGGCGCGAGUCUCCAAGUACUAUCAAAGCAUCUGCGAACGAACCCUGUACAAGACUAUUAAGAUCAACCCAAGAGAGACACCCCAUGGACUUAGAGUACUACUACUCACUCUUCUCCGUCGAAAGAAACUCCGGCUGUUAGUUCAACGCAUCUCGGUAUCCCUCCCAGAGCCGCACCAAGGAAUUUCAGACCCAAAUUACCGCGAUAUAUCUUAUCCCGAAGAUCCCAAGGGGAGCCAUCUUUACGAUCAGCUUUGGAAACACGUCGUAGAGAUCCGGGAUGCUAUAGAUGCGCUGGUACUCCACCAACUUGCAUGUACCCAAGAAAAGACCAUUUGGCUCUCCAAGAUCUUCGAGCCUUAUCCACUCUUCGACGGGACGCUGUCGCUUAUACUCUGCUGGGCCACAAACCUGCGUACUCUCCAUAUGGAAUUAUGCCUGGAUCAUCCGCUGCGCAUGACUCGCCAUAUACUCCAGGACAUUGAUUGGGAUUCUUCAGAACCAAGUAAAACCGGACGGCCAUUCGCGAAACUCCAAUCGCUGUCAUUACAGGGCAAAGGUCUCUCUACAGUCCCGCUUGAGCUCAUGGUUUUACCCAAUAUGAAACACUUGGUCGUAGAGGGGGUCAGCUCGCCUACCGCCCUAUUGGUAUGCCCUCAGCAUAUCGAGACGGGCAACCUUCGUAAAAUCAAGCUAGCCAAUGUGAAUAUCAAUCCCGAGAUAAUCACACAGGCGAUCCAAAAUUCGCGUUACCGUGAUUUAACCUGUCUUUACUUGAAAGGUGUCGGAUGCAACCCCUGGGAAGAAGGUGGCAGCUGGGAAGUGUACGAUUACCGGAAACUGAAGCUUGCGAUGCUCGAAAACCUGCCGCUUCUGCAGGAUUUCUCCUGGCAGAAGAUGGAAUGUAACGACGAUCCAGAUUUCACUGCUUUUGGGUCCUUCGCCGAAUUCAAGAACUUGCUGUUUCUGAGUAUUGACUUGCAUCUGCUCACAGCCAUACGUCCCGAGAAGACUCCUGGAGACAAGACGCCAUUCCUGGAGGAGCUUCGUCAGAAUCUACCAUCCAAGCUGCGAAGCCUCCGCCUGUUCAACAUCAGAUUCGCCACCGUUCGAGCCCUGUACGCAGACUAUUCGGCAUUGAGGAACAUAGAGAAGGUAGCCGUGCUCAACGAAUUUGUGCAUGCUAUAAACUCGCACAGUAUCCAGGAUCUGGCGCUCUGGAUCCGGUUCCAGAGGUUUUGGCAAGUGCGGGAUGCUCAGACGGGUAUUGCCCGUUAUGAGCGACAGAUCAAUGUCUGUGUAUCCGUCAUGGAGUUUCUCCAGGCCGCGGCCGACGCAAUGGAUUACAAAGUACGGUUGGACUUCGUGUACGUUAUGCAUCCGGCGUUGCGUGAGAAACUUAUUGAUCUUGGUUUCGAUGUCCGCGAAUACUGUAAGAUGGAAUGA